AAAUUUGUAAGUAUUUAUCCCCCAAAUAUAUAGUGCUUUAAAAUUGUUUUUCGGGUUAGUCCAUUAAAACAAUUCGUUAGGCCUAAUAGACCCUUUCAAACAGUGAGUAUUAAUAACGAAACCGCCUGCUUCUCCGUCUUUGAACUUGGCCAGGCUAUAAAGACAGUGAUAUUUAUGGCCUUUUAUCAUAAACAGCCCGUUUCAAUUAAUUUAAAUAUUUCCAUUUGUCACGGUAUCAGCUGUCUAGGAAGCUUUUUGGCGAAGUUUUGCUUGAAUUUAAAUGUUCAUCUCGAAUUCCAAGUGCAAUGCUUCUGAAAAAAGUCGUAAAUUAGCAAGUUUAUAUCUAUUAAGCGAACUGUGACGGUUGCAUAGAAAGUUUCGAUCUGAAACUAAAUAAAAAUACACGUUUUUCUCAUAUAGCAUGUGACAACACUUUGAAUGCAUUUCGGCUCGGGAAUCACACAGUUUUCGUGCAUUUACAAACCCAUCUUGCACAGAAUUAACGUUAACGCUUAACUUAUGAAUCGAAUUUCCAUCGGAAACCUAUUCGACCCCAAGCUGUCACUAAGCCGUGCAUUUAAAUAUUUAUUUAUCCAUGACAUUUUUUGGUAUCGCCUUUUGUUUGCCUAGCCUGGGGUCUUCGCUUAUAUAGUGUCAAGUUCAUAUCUCUGAAAUAUUCAGAAUACUCGACGCAACUAUUUCUACGGCAAGCUUGGCUUAGAUUUCGUGUGAUUGUUUAUGGUUUAUUUGAGUGUGGAGAAAUAAUCAAUAUAUAUAUUAUAUAUCUGAUAAUUCCUUAAAAUAGUAAACUCAAUAAUAUUUUUGGAAAUUACAAAAAAAAAAUCUAAUAAAAGAAGUAUUUCUGAAAUUUGUCACUUCUGGACAUUUAAAAAGGUGACAAAAAGGUGAUUAAAAAUUAAAUUAUAUUUGUAAUUUCAAUGACUCCCAAACAAAGGAUGAUUUAAUACAAAUAUGCAGUGCCACUUUCAAUAAAGGUUUCCCAUAUGCACGGCUUGAACUACUGCACUCGGUCACGCUCUUAGAGAGUGAUUUCGUCUGCAGCAGAGUGGUCCAGUUCAAUCUGGUUUGGGUCAGCCAGAGGUCUUAGCACAUUACCUGGCCAAAGACGGCGUCGUAAGAGGUGAAAAACCCCCUACUGGAUGGUCUCGAAGACAAAGGAAAAGAUACCUGUACCUGUUCCUUUUAAUAAGUGGAAAAUUUCGUCAGGAAAGUCCCAAAAAUGUAGGGUCCAUAAUUUGGGUAUUUUUUGUGGACUCCCCCGCUCAGAGUUCUGGGUAACUUUCCAUUCCAGUUAUUCAGAGGUAUAUCGGUGGAGAAAUAAUAAUAACAAGCAACAAAAACUGUUGACCGCUCUCACGUGUUGGUCGAAUGCUUUCAAAACAAAAAGUGCCGAGCCAGGCAAAUAAUUAUGGACUAAUACGAAAAGAAUUUACAACUUCCUUUCCUUUCUUCUCCCCGAUCAGCGAAAAUCCGAAAUCGGAGACACAAGCAGCACUAAGUGCUUCGAAAAGGGAACGAAUCACGCAAUGGGAACUCAUCACUUCUGUCUUUAUCCAUUUCCCCCAGGCUCGAUUAUCAGUUCAGCCAGCUAGGUUCCCCUAGACAAGACAACAACAAUAAUGUCGGGCCCAAAACUGAGGCUCGCCGACGACUCGAUAUACUACGGGAAACAACAAUGACGAAGACGCCGAACAACAAUAACACAGCGGAGCGUCAACAAAGUUUUGAUUUUAUAAAAGACAAGGUUCGCAUCAAGUACAAAACAGUUUCGUUCGAAACGCUGCCGUGUGAAGAGCACACCGACCAGAACCGAGCGGGCGAGCGUCGAGCAUCUUUCAGAUACUUUCUACCUACCUACUUGCUACCUAGCAUCUAGCCGUACAGACUAAAUAGAUGCAUCUACGACCAUACGCGAGUGUCUGCAGUAUAUCUAGUGUCACCUGGUGUCACCCCGGCAGCAACUGUUAUACGGGGAACCCCAAUUAACCUGAAUUUCGAUCGCAGUGUUUUUAUUUAUUUUUGUAUCCGAACGCGGACCAAAGAUGAAGUCAAAUCCGGCCUCGGAUCAUGUGUACUUCAACGACGGCUUCAAGUGCUCAACGAUCAGCAUCAGUACCAAUCUCACGGAUCAGAAUGGCAGUGGCAACAGCGUGGGCUCCCAAGGAUCCAAGGAGUUCAUUCUGACCGAGGACGGCAAGAAGGUGAAGCCACCGCUGAGCACGCUCGGCUGCACCCGGAGCUGGCUGCAGGACUGUAGCCGGCGCACCUUCAACCGCAAGACCCUGCACAAGCGCCUGCCCAUCGUCAGCUGGCUGCCACGUUAUAACAGCCAGGAUGCAGUGGGCGACCUAGUCGCGGGCAUAACCGUGGGUCUUACCGUCAUUCCACAGGCGCUGGCCUAUGCGGGCAUCGCAGGUUUACCCGUUGCUUAUGGUCUAUAUGGCUCUUUUGUGGGCUGCUUCGUAUAUAUCUUUCUGGGCAGCUGCAAGGAUGUGCCAAUGGGUCCUUCGGCUAUUGUGGCGCUGCUUACAUACCAAGCUGCCCAGGGAUCGUGGCAGAAGUCCGUCCUUCUCUGCCUUCUCAGCGGAAUAGUGGAGCUGCUAAUGGGUCUGUUCGGGCUGGGAUUUCUCAUAGACUUUGUGUCGGGUCCAGUCUCCUCGGGCUUCACCUCCGCCGUCUCUCUCAUCAUCCUCACCUCGCAAAUCCAAAGCGUACUGGGAAUCACGGCCAAGGGCAACACCUUCGUAGAGAUCUGGACACAGGUCUUCCACAACAUUGAGCACACGCGGGCGGGAGACACGGUCCUCGGACUCACCUGUAUUGUAGUGCUGUUGCUCAUGCGCAGCCUCUCCUCCUGCCGCAUUGGACCAGCGAAUGACGAAGAGUGCUCCGCUUUCCAGCGGGCGGUUAACAAGAUUCUGUGGAUCGUAGGAACCGCUCGCAACGCCAUCCUGGUGGUCGUGUGCUGUGCCAUGGGUUACAUGCUCCACAGCGAGGAGCACGGUGCCCCCUUCAGAGUUGUGGGGGAUAUUCCACCUGGUCUGCCCAGUCUGCAGUUGCCGCCCACCUCGCUGAGUGCCAAUGAGACGAGCAAUGGCGUCGCCCAGGGAUUCGUGGAGAUGGUGCACAGUAUGGGCUCCGGCCUAGUGGUGAUUCCCCUGAUCUCACUAAUGGAAAACAUUGCCAUUUGUAAGGCCUUCGCCAACGGUAAGCCGGUGGAUGCCUCCCAGGAGCUGAUCGCCAUUGGAACAGCCAACAUCUUCAACUCCUUUGUCCAGGCUUUCCCAGGAACUGGAGCCUUGAGUCGAGGAGCAGUGAACAACGCCAGCGGAGUCCGCACGCCCCUGAGCAACAUUUACUCGGGUGGUCUGGUGAUGAUCGCACUUGUAUUCCUUACCCCCUACUUCUACUUUAUUCCCCGGCCCACACUUGCCGCCAUCAUCAUAGCCGCAGUGGUGUUCAUGAUUGAGGUCAGGGUGGUCAAGCCCAUGUGGAGAUCGAAGAGAAGUGAUCUAGUGCCUGGAGUGGGAACAUUCGUAGCCUGUCUGGUCUUACCUCUGGAGUGGGGCAUUCUAAUCGGUGUUGGACUAAACGUCAUCUUCAUUCUGUACCAUGCGGCGCGUCCCAAGCUCACUACCGAACUGCUGACAACACAGUCAGGCGUGGAGUACUCCAUGAUCACCCCAGACCGCUGCCUCAUCUUUCCAUCGGUGGAUUAUGUGAGGAAUCUGGUCAACAAGCAGUCCAUGCGCCAAAAUCUGCCAGUGGUCAUCGAUGCCUCCCAUGUGUAUGGAGCCGAUUUCACGACAGCGACAGUUAUUGACUCUCUGAUCACUGACUUUAACCAGCGGGGGCAGCUGCUCUUCUUCUACAACCUGAAGCCCAGCAUUUGCGCCAUAUUCGAGCAGGUGUCGGCGGCCCAGUUUGUGGUCUACUACCAGGAACAGCAGCUAGACGAGCUGCUGAAGGAGCGGCAAUACGUACAGAAACGCCUGGAGACGGCAUGAGGCAUGAACUCCACCUGAAUACGUGAUACUUCAUGAUUAGACUAAGUGUUUGCUUUAGUUAUUUAUGUAUUUGUAAGUGUUUAUUAUUAGACAGAACCCAAACACUAUUAGAAAUAAGUUU
Messenger RNA from Drosophila serrata, 4149 nucleotides. RefSeq names its product Epidermal stripes and patches (gene Esp). Gene Ontology annotation, cellular component: membrane. Lineage: Eukaryota; Metazoa; Arthropoda; Insecta; Diptera; Drosophilidae. The record is from RefSeq and is a predicted model, not a curated record. Gene Ontology annotation, biological process: transmembrane transport.